This is a messenger RNA of Guyanagaster necrorhizus, 1843 nucleotides long. Its product is annotated as glycoside hydrolase family 9 protein. NCBI's taxonomy places the organism in Eukaryota, Fungi, Basidiomycota, Agaricomycetes, Agaricales, Physalacriaceae. Bases 1 to 1728 code for a protein of 575 amino acids. Gene Ontology annotation, molecular function: hydrolase activity, hydrolyzing O-glycosyl compounds. Gene Ontology annotation, biological process: carbohydrate metabolic process. The transcript is spliced from 11 exons. The record is from RefSeq and is a predicted model, not a curated record.
AUGCACGGACUCUUUACUGUUCUUGCGAGCUCUCUGUUUAGUACCGUCGUUGGACAAUUAUCCCUCCCGAAUCCGCCAGUUAUACCUCCUGCUGCCUCCAACGGGACCAUCCCUUCAUCAGGAACCCCAAACCCACAAUGGAGUACAUUGCUGGGAAAUCUAAUUUACUUUUAUGAGGCUCAGAGAAGUGGGCGAUUACCUUCGGACAAUCGUGUGGGAUGGCGAAAUGACAGCGCUUUACAGGAUGGAUCUGACGUCAAUAUUGAUUUAACUGGUGGAUAUUAUGACGCUGGGGACUACAUAAAAUCCACAUUUCCGCUAUCCUUUACGAUCACGUCAAUCUGCUGGGGCGCUACGGAUUUCGGAAAAGGUUACGAUGAUUCUAACCAAACGGCUUAUCUGGACUCUAUGCUACGUUGGGGUUUGGACUGGCUUAUCAAAGCGCAUCCCUUGGACAAUACUUUAUAUGUGCAGGUUGCUAAUGGCAGUGUCGAUAAUAAUUAUUGGGGCGGCGACGAAGACAUACCAACACCGCGGCCUUCGUUCCAAAUCAACGAUACCUCCCCUGGGACUGACGUUGCUGCGGGUGUCUCUGCAGUCUUCUCUGCGUGUUCCAAUCUUUAUGCCAACCGCGGUUUCGGUGGGGUUUACCAGUCCCCUGCGGCUUUGACCGACACCACCUAUUCGGAAAUCCUCCUCAAUCAUGCACAGAGCUUGUUUACCUUUGCUGUCAAUGCGUCUGGUGGCCAAGCUCUCUAUCAAACGUCUGUCCCCUCCGUCACUGAAAGCUAUGCAUCGUCAUCGUAUCAAGAUGAAUUGACCCUAGCUGCAUUGUUCCUGGCUUGGGCAACUAAUUCAACGACUUUGUACCAACAAGCAGAGAACUAUUAUUCCUCAUUUGGACUUUCGGGGCAGGAUGGCGUCUUCAACUGGGAUUCAAAGACCCCUGGGCUGGCUGUUCUGUUCGCUCAGAUCGCUCAGUCCGGUUCUUCCCUCGACAGUAAUCCCUCUAGGUGGCAAGAGGAGGCCGAACGUUAUUUUGACAGGAUAGUAAAUAACGGCGGACCGGCGGUUGAAACGAAAGGUGGAUUGCUGUACUAUCCCGGAGAUUCUGAUGAAGCAAGCCUCAACCCUGCUUUGAAUGCGGCAAUGUUAUUAACUAGAUAUGCACCCAUGGCUUCUUCAUCCGGGAAGACGGCAUCAUAUAUGAAUUAUGCACAGAAACAGCUAGAUUAUGCGCUCGGAAAGAAUCCUAUGUCGGUUCCAUAUGUUGUCGGUUCAAACCCCAACUCCCCCUCAAACCCUCAUUCGGCCAUGGCUAGUGGUGGAGACGAUAUUACUAACAUCGACAACUCGCCAGAGGUAGAGGCAUACGUGCUGUACGGCGCCGUCGUCGGAGGACCGGAUGAGAAAGAUACCUUUCACGACAUGCGUAGUGAUUGGGUGCAAACUGAGAUCGCCCUGGACUACAAUGCACCUAUGCUGACACUCGCUGCGAUGCAUGUUUUGAAUGAUACAAACGAUCCGUACUUCACAGCUCUACAAGCAGGAGCAUAUGUUCGACCACAAGGCGCGCCGUGCGAUGCUGCGAUCAAGGACGGAUGUGGUUCCAACAGGUUGAGCAAGGGGGCAAUAAUCGCAAUUGCAGUUUGCAUCAGUGUUGUUGGAGUUGUACUUGUAUCGCUGGCAGCGUACUAUUUCUUGGUGGUUAAGAAAAAAAGAUCAUGAAGGGAUGACGGACAGUUGUCGAUGACUCACUUUGUUAUGCAUGUGUUCGACGAUGUAUACCAACUGUAUUGGUGUCAGCCAUCUUUGGAUAUUUUAUUGUUUUCUUCUCACAGAC